Messenger RNA from Labrus bergylta (ballan wrasse), 1482 nucleotides. Its product is annotated as cilia- and flagella-associated protein 337. Gene Ontology annotation, molecular function: protein binding. The record is from RefSeq and is a predicted model, not a curated record. NCBI's taxonomy places the organism in Eukaryota, Metazoa, Chordata, Actinopteri, Labriformes, Labridae.
UGUUUCGACUACAAUGAAUCACUGCAGCUGAUGGUGACAGGAGGAUGCAACCGAGCAGUCAGACUGUGGACACGGUUUGUGACCUCGAGUCCUGUGGCGACGCUGCGAGGUCACAGAGCCACUGUACUGGAUGUUGCCAUCUAUGAACCUGUUGAGCAGAUUUUCAGCUACUCCAGAGACGCUGAGUUGAGGGUUUGGGACAUUUUCAGCCAUCAGUGUCUGAAAACUGUCCGCCUGCAGCUCCCCUGUCUGCAGCCAGGUCAAAUCCCAGAACACGGCAACUUCCCCUUCCUCUUUCCACGCCCUUCUCUUCCUCAGCAGCAGACACAUUUAAUCGUUGCUUGCAAAGAUUACCUCUCACUGCUCCGUCUGUCUGACACCAGAAGAGGAGGAGACAAGCGGUUAAAGGAUGAAGGACGGGAAACUGAAAGUGGUCCCGCCCUCUCCUGCGCUGUGUACAACUCCUCUCUGAGACAGGUGGUGAGUGGACAUGUCGACUCGUCUGUUUGUGUGUGGGACGUGGAGACAGGGAGGAGGGGGCUGCACAUUUCUAACGCUCAUGGAGAAGAAGAACUCACCUGUAUGACACUUGACUCCUCCCACAGAAGGCUCAUCACAGGGGCCCGCAAUGGCACGAUAAAGGUGUGGAACUUAUUGAAUGGCCUUAACUUGCACAAGCUGGAGCCUGUCACUGACUCUGAAGUCACUGGACUGACCUGUCUCCAUGGCAACCAGCUGCUGGCUGUGGGGUGGAGCCAGCGGAUCGCUCAGUACAGUAUUUCAGCCGCCAAGGAUUUGUAUGUAAAAGCAGAUCUGUCCUGGAAGUGCAGCAGCGUUCACAAGUCAGACAUCCUGGCUGUUUGUCAGUGCUCUGCUCUCGGGGUCAUUGCCACGGCAAGCCAUGACGGAGAGGUCAUCAUCUGGAGGCUGGAGACACAAGGAGCGGUGCUUCAUCUACGGAGGCCGACACAGAGAAGAGCGCUGCCCCCUGUGGACUGCCUCCUGUUCCUGCAGCAUCGGGCCAGCAGGAGAACGAUGAGAAACAGAGGUGUGCUGGUGUCGUCACAGGUCGGCUGUCUCUGCUUUUGGAGCGUAACCGGACAGACGCACACUUACGGUGUGUUCUGUGCUCUGGAGCAGCCAGUUGAGCGUGUGCUCUGCCUGACCUCAGAUCAGCCUAAAAAUAAAAUCCUGGUCUGUGGAGACACCACAGGUCUGCUCCAGAUCUGGGACAUCUCUAACUAUGGGUUAGAGAUUGAAAACCAGGAGGUCUGUGAGUGUCCUCCUCUGCUGCAGUGUUGGAGAGCUCACAGAGGAGCAGUAGUAAGUGUGGAGGUCCUUGAUGUUGCUGACAGGUUGUUCAUUCUCUCUGCUUCGGUUGACGGAGCUGCUGGACUGUGGACUGUGGACGGGGAUCAAGUGGGUUCAUUUGGGCAGGAGGUGAUGUGGAACAUUUUUCAACCAGCUACUUACAAGAGGUGA